AUGGCGAAAGCUAAUCCAAAGAACGAGGUGUCUGCUAAGCCAAAGUUCCAACAAACAAGACUAUGCUUUGCUCCAGUGUCAUCGCCUUCAACAAUCGCUAAGAAGAAAGACAAUUAUGCAGAGAAACUGGAACGAGAAAUUCUCGAUUUGAAGAUUACCAUCAACCAAGAGCUAAAUGAGCAUGAGGAUCUUUGUAAAAAAUGUGAUAUGUCAAGGCCAAGGAUUCAUUGUACAGCACUAAAGUCAAACUCUACUGAGCCUUGCACAUAUAGUUUCUGUGAUGCCUGUGUCAAGGAAUGGGCAAGUGAGGAUAUGAAUUGGAUCGAGAAUAAUGAUGCAGAUUAUGUGUGUCGAAAUGGAGACACAGUGCAACAUAGGCCAGAUGUAUCAAGUUUCAAAUGGGCAUGUCUCGUGUGUAGAGGGUUAUGCAGAUGCGGAUACUGUUCAAAGCAGCCCGUGCCAAAGAAAAAGGGAUCGAAACUGCUAUUCAACAUGGCGCCGUUCAAGCCGAUCAAUCCACCAAAGCUUGAGCAACUGGAACUGUUAUAUUCUGAAGAAGAGAUCUGGAUGCGCUUACAAAUUCGCGAGUUUGUUUUUCGAUUUGGAGAGUUAUAUGGACUGGAUGAUCGAGUGCUAACCAACUUGCAAAACGUUCAAGGCGAUUGGAAGAUCAAAAGGCUGGGCGCUUAUUUAGUAUACCAUUGUCUGUAUAUCAUGAGUCAAUCAACAGAAUAUGAAGCACCACUUUCACCGCUAACAGAAGAGACAAUACCACAAAAAGCCAAAGCUAUACUAGACGGAUGGAUCAAGGAAAAAAAACUCGCUGCAUAUUACCUGGACAACGAGUCGAGAAACCAAGCACUCAUGUGUACCUUGACAACAGAGGGCAUGACAUGCAGAAGAUGGCAGGAUGUAGCUGAGCUACUUGCAUUAGCCGAGCAUGAAGACAUUCCCAUCCCCACAUAUCCAUUGAAAAAGCCAAGCGUUGAAAACGAGGACGACCAAGAAUACGAUGCUAUGGACAUAGACGAAGAGGAAGAACUAUUGAAUGAAAUUGAGAGGUAUCGCAAACCGGUUCGUAAUACAGCGCUCUUACCAGCACAAACGGAACUCAAGUUGGUCUACAUGUUACUUGAAUUGCUUUUAUAUCAUACCCAAAUUCGACAAUCAUUGAAUGUGCCCAACCAUGGAGGUUCAGCCAACAAGGAAGUGCGUGAUAUGGUGCUUGAACUCAAAAAGCACAUGAAAGAAUACAACGUGGAAGCAACUCAAAAUAAAAGCAAGCGAUACAAAUUGACGACUCGUAUCAGUCAACUCAUGGCUGUGCGUGGCAAAAGGGAAGAGCUGAAAAAUGCACAGAUCGAGCUAGAUGAACUGGAUAUGUUGAUCCGGGAUGAACGCAUUGAUUUAGAGACGAAAAAGAUUCAACUGGAUGUAGCCAGUGCUAAAUCACAGAAGCGAAUGGAACCCGCAGGUGUCGAUAUGCUAGGCAAUGAAUACUGGAUCUUCAAUGAUCUGUUGGAUCACUUGAGCCAUGCUUCUGAUUAUCGAAACAGCGAACAAUGCUGGGCGUAUGGUAUUGUGAUCAUUGGUCCAGGCUUCCUUCAUCCUGAAGAUCAUGAUGUUCAAUGGUGGUAUAUUAAAGGAACCCAAAACAUGAGCCACCUGGUCAAGUGGCUUCAACAACAAACAGACGAAAAGGGCACUGGUGACCUUGUAAAGAAAAUCAAGGGAAGAAUCGACCAUCUCGCUGCAUUGGAAUGUGUUGUCUAUGGUGAAGGCUUCUUUUCAGUGUAA
This is a messenger RNA of Mucor velutinosus, 1797 nucleotides long. RefSeq lists its product as uncharacterized. The transcript has 5 exons. Lineage: Eukaryota; Fungi; Mucoromycota; Mucoromycetes; Mucorales; Mucoraceae. The coding region runs from base 1 to 1797 and encodes 598 amino acids. The record is from RefSeq and is a predicted model, not a curated record.